CCGUGGGGAACAGCCGCUCAGAUUUGUUUUCCGACUGACCACGGACUAUGGCAAGACUGUGUGGCCAAAGUACGUGGCAAGGGUACCCCCAGGUCCAGCAGCGGUGACCUCAAGAAGACCAUGCCGGCUGCCGUCCUGCCUGCCGCCGCCCUCUCUCUGCCCCCACACACGGGGCCACCGCCCCUCACCCCCAACGGCCGUAACGGCCGCCGCGCUUCCCGCCCCCGCCCUGGCGUCACUGCCGGAGCGGCCCAAGAUGGAGGCCCGCGCCAGCGGCGGGGAGUCGCUCCCGAGGCUCCGGCGCCCUUUGCGAGGAGGGGCAGAGCCCCGCGACCCGCUGCUGCCGCAGCCGCCUUUCGGGGGCGGCGGGACGGCCGAAGAGUCUUCAGCUGUAGAAAAGAAGAGGAAGCCUCUUGCUAGACUGAAUAUUCAUUCUGCAUUCUGGAUUUUGGCAUCGAUUGCUGUGACAUACUACUUUGAUUUUUUUAAAACUGUUAAAGAAACCAUUCAAGCAGAUAGUUGGUGGUUUGCCUCUGGCAGCUGUUUAUUGGCUGCAUGUUUAUCUGUUGCCUUUUACUGCAUACUAUAUCUUGAGUGGUAUUGUGGAAUUGAGGACUACGAUGCACAGUAUCCAGCACUGAUACCUAUCACAACAGCUACCUUUAUUGCAGCAGCAAUUUGUUUCAACAUUGCCUUGUGGCCUGUUUGGUCAUUUAUGACACCUCUGUUGCUCUUCAUUCAGUUUAUGGGUGUUGUGAUGCUUGUGUCACUCCUGGGAUAAGUCCUUCAGCAUCAUGUGAAGGACUCAACUAACUGUUAUCCUGCAAAGUGGAUGUCACUUUUGUUACAUUCCAGUACUUUUAUUAUUUCUAAUACUCUUUGCUCUGAUACUGUAAUUCUUAGACUAUCUGAUUUAGAAAUCAAAUGGACAUAACCAUAGGUCAGCCAGUGGCUGGGAAAAAGCAACUGAUUAGUGAAUAAUUGAAAGAUUGAUAGGGUUUACAUUUCUUAGUAGCAGAAAGCAUUUCAUCACUGCUUUGUAAAGCUUUUUUUCUUAUUUCAAUAUUAAGCAGGUGGGUAAUAAGUCAGUUAUAUAGUCCUAAAUCUCAUUUAGGGACUCCAGAGGUCACCUAAUCCAACUUACUACUUAAAGCAGGUUGUUUGGUUUGAAAGUAAUUGAUACUUAAUUCAGGUGUUGUGGGGUAUUAAUACUAUAUUCUUCCCAUUUGAAUUGACAGCUAAAGUAUUGUUAUAUGGAAUCUGUGGUUAUACUUGUAAACUUACUCAUAGAUGACACAGGAGACAUUUCUUGAUCUAUUCUACUUCUUGUGUUAUGUGUGUUAUAACAUAGGAAAUAUUGUAUUACCUAAUCUCUUGACUUCAGAUCUGCUAGUGUUUGAAAAAAAAUAUGGAUUGGGGUAAGGGCCUAGAAAGUUGAUUGACGUUUACAUCAUUGUUAAUUUGGCAGCGCCACCAGUGAAAUAAAUAGAUUCUACUUGUGCUGACACAGUUUGUCCACAGCCAAAGAUGGAUGAUGAAGCUGUGAAUAACCAGCAAUAUAAGGAACCAUAUUAACACUACACAAGAAAUAAAGAGCACAAAGUAAAGUCUGGUGUUGUAUGCACUAUUUUUCAGUAUGUGGGAUGUGUUUCUUCUGUAAAUUAACUUUUCAUUCUUAGCAGUACCUGUUAAUGAAGAUGCCAUUUUUCUUCCUCUGAAAUAAAAGAGCUCAUGUUAACUGAAAUGCCAUUAGUCAUACACAGUUAGGAAAACAAAGUAACACUGUUCACCCUGGCUGAGAUACUUCAGUAUCUGGAAACCUGGGCACUAUCCAGUUGCCAGACAGUUUUAUAUAGAUCAUUGUGUUAAAUACUUUCACACCCACACCUUUUAGUAGGAGAAUGUAGAAGCUGGGUAUUGAAACUUGUUAAAAUUUACUCCGUGUGACUGUUGCUUGAAGUCUGAGCUGUUAGAGAAGACUGUUCUUCAUUCUGACUUUCAAAGUCACACCAUUGCUGAAUACAAAAUACACACAGUUUAGUAAUGAAAGAGAUAGACAUUGUCUUUAGCUGCUUCUGUUUCAUUAAGGAAAAAAGUUGCUCUUGCUAUGCAAUACAAAGCAUCAGUCAAACCAAAAUAAAAUACAUUUAGCACUGUUAAGUAGCUUGUAGAUUAACUGCUUGAUUUGUUUAAAUGUAAUAUUUAAGUUUUCCAAAACCAAUUGUACUUCCCAUUUUAAAGGGCAAGUUUCUUAUCUUCCAGUCAUUUACCUUUUAACAAAUUUUAACAAUUUUACAUCUGCAUACACAGGUACAUUUGAGUAACUUUGUUUAUGAUGAUAUUUCAAAUGCACUGUUGCUCAGGGAUGGUAACUAUCACUGUAUUUUUGUCAACUAUAUAAGUACUCUAAGUGUUUUAAGUUGCCUUGUACUCUGGAAUUAAAAUUAUGAUUUGCUACAU
This is a messenger RNA of Grus americana (Whooping crane), 2460 nucleotides long. It is a transcript of the gene TMEM128, whose product is annotated as transmembrane protein 128. Lineage: Eukaryota; Metazoa; Chordata; Aves; Gruiformes; Gruidae. Bases 257 to 781 code for a protein of 174 amino acids. The record is from RefSeq and is a predicted model, not a curated record. The transcript is spliced from 5 exons.